Polyodon spathula (Mississippi paddlefish) is the source of this 2917-nucleotide messenger RNA. RefSeq names its product RNA-binding protein 24. The record is from RefSeq and is a predicted model, not a curated record. Bases 236 to 928 code for a protein of 230 amino acids. Gene Ontology annotation, molecular function: mRNA 3'-UTR binding. The transcript has 4 exons. Gene Ontology annotation, cellular component: cytosol. Lineage: Eukaryota; Metazoa; Chordata; Actinopteri; Acipenseriformes; Polyodontidae.
UUUGUGAACUGAGUUAGUUGCAAAAGAAACAAGAAGGUGAACGGCUUUUAUUUGUUUGGACAAUCCAUUUUUUCCCCCAGUGUUGAAACUACAUCUACCUCGAUUUCUUUAGCUGUGUUUGCAACUCUUGCUUUCUUCAUUUUUUUUUUUGUAAUAAUUAUAAUUUAACUUAAGUACAAAAUUGCACUAUUAUUUUUCCCCCCCGUCAAUUGUUUUGCACUAGUAUUUGGUGAAGAUGCACACUACCCAGAAGGAUACCACCUACACGAAGAUUUUUGUUGGGGGUCUGCCCUACCAUACCACAGAUUCGAGUCUCAGGAAAUACUUUGAAGUGUUCGGUGAAAUAGAAGAAGCUGUGGUGAUUACUGACAGACAGACUGGAAAAUCCAGGGGCUAUGGAUUCGUCACCAUGGCUGACAGGGCAUCUGCAGAAAGGGCCUGUAAGGAUCCCAAUCCCAUCAUAGAUGGCAGGAAAGCCAAUGUAAACCUUGCGUACCUGGGAGCAAAGCCGAGAGUAAUGCAACCAGGUUUUGCCUUUGGAGUUCAGCAAAUCCACCCAGCAUUCAUACAGAGGCCUUAUGGGAUCCCAGCUCACUAUGUCUAUCCUCAGGCAUUUAUGCAGCCAGGAGUCAUGAUUCCACAUGUGCAGCAAACUGCAGCCACAGCAGCAGCCACCUCUCCGUACCUCGACUACACCGGAGCUGCAUACGCACAGUAUUCUGCGGCCGCCACUGCUGCAGCCGCCGCAGCUUAUGAACAGUACCCCUAUGCAGCUUCCCCGGCCGCAGCUGGCUAUGUCACUGCUGCUGGCUACGGCUACGCGGUCCAGCAGCCUCUUGCCGCUGCUGCCCCUGGCUCAGCUGCAGCAGCGGCUGCAGCCUUCAGCCAGUACCAGCCUCAGCAGCUUCAGACAGACCGCAUGCAAUAACAGAACAUUGGAUGAGACAGGAAAGCAGUAAUAAUGAUGCAGAAUUACAAAUAUUAUAUUCCAUGGCCUUACAACUUGCAGUGAUGAUAAAGCAAAACUGUAUGAAGUAACAGCUGACUGUUAUUUUUUGUUUAUUUUAUUACUAUUUAGAGAAAAAGUGGUGUUUAAAAGCAAAAUAUCUUAAUCCCACUGUCUUUUAUAAAUACAGUAAUGAUCUAGAAUUGUUAUUGACUGUUAGAAGUCUCGCCAUGUUAUACAUGCAUACAUAAUGAGACUAGAGGCCCUGUGUCUUUAAAGAAAAUGAGGGCUUUUAAGUUCAGUCUACACAAUUGCAUCUACCUUUUCUGGUUAUCAGGGAAAUGCAGUAUUUUCCAGCACUUAACAACUUUGUUUUCAAAAGUGCAAAUCAGGGAAUGAUAGAAGUAAGGAAAAAAAACUAAAACCUGCAGCUCAUACCAUGUGUAAAAACUACCAUUCAACUUCCAAAUGCUGAAUAUCCUUUCUGACUUUACUUUGACAUAUGCAAAAGGAUUAUUAUUAUUAUUAUUAUUAUUAUUAUUAUUAUUAUUAUUAUUAUUAUUAUUAUUAUUAUUAUUAUUAUUAUUAUUAUUAUUAUUUUCUUUGAGGGGGAAAACAAGAUUUUGAUCUUUUAAGGGCAUCGAACAAUUUAAGGCACACAGCCAUUAUUAUUAUUAUUAUUAUUAUUAUUAUUAUUAUUAUUAUUAUUAUUAUUAUUAUUUUAAAUGGACAGGCACCAAAGUUAUUUUCUUUCCUCUGCAUGAGUGCAACUCUGGAGCCGGUGAUGCAGAAAAAAUGAGUGCAACAGCUGUCCGGACAGUCAGUAGCACAGACAGCUCUGGAAAGAACGCAUCACUUGUGCUUGUUUGAGCUGUCACAUUUUUAAUCCCUCUCCCCGGCCUUUUGGGAAACUUUAACUGCUGGUGUCAGCUAUUCCGAUUCUGAAAUCGGAUCAGCCCUUGACAACAUCAGACCUUCUCUUUCUAUUUAUUGUACCAGUCCAUGGCUCUGAAUGAAAUACAGGCAAAAAUGUGAAACUUAACCCUUUUAAAAUCUGCUACUUUGGUCAACAUGAACAGCAAACACCUUUUGCAUGUUUUGUAUAUUUUCUUGUAUUGAUUGGUACAACAGCGCGAUUGAAAUGAAUGUCUACCCGCCAGUAUGAAAUCUCUUAUGCAAAUCGUUCUUUGAUCAAAAAAGCAACACUGUAGUUUUAAGGGGUUAAUAUUAAUAUGUGGCUCUUACUGUGCCUUAUAAUAUUUGUAAUGCUAUUUAAGAAAAAGAAAAUAUUUAUUUUGAAAGUUUGACUGUUGCGCACUAAAGAAGGGAACUUUAGAUGCGGUAUUGUAUACAUUUAAUAUUAUGUAUUCAUCUCAUGGCAUAUAAGUUAUUAAGUAGGUUUUAGUUGUAGAAUAGAACAUAUUCAACCAAAAAUGUUGACUAGGGUUUAUUUAAGAUAAGAUACAAAUCUGUAUGUGCACUGUACAAUGAUAUAUUUUAGAAUAUGACAUUAAAUAUUUACUAGUUUAAUGCCUUUUCUAUGAAAGAUAUUUUAAAUGCAGGCCUGUUACCUAGAAAAUGUAUCUAUUUUCCUUAGAAAUGUUAAGCUAUGAUAAUUACGUUUGCUAGGAAGGAAAAAAAAGGCAAAAGCUGCUUAUAUAUUAGAAUGUAUUGUCUUGUAAAGCUUUAAUACUUGUGCUUUUAAUUGUUGAGAUCUUCAUCAAAUUGACUAUUUUACACUGUUGGGAAUUUUUUACUUGAACAAUUUCUUACAAGGGAAAACAUGACAAAAGAAAGAAGCUUUUUAAGGAAACUUUUCAGCAUCACUGGAUUAUGUAAAGUAUUUGGGAAAAGCCAGUGUUAUACAAUUUAAAUGCAACAGUCCUGUUGGUAUUACAUUUAUGAUUUCAGAUCUUAUAUACUAUUUACACUUACUUACAAAAUGUAAUAAAAAAAAAAUACAAAUCCAAA